UUCUCGUUGUUUUGCUCAAAAUAAGCGAUUCAUGGAGUAAAAUAUCUGAGUUAGUCAUUAAAAUAAAUUAAAGUACACAUAUAUGUUCCGUUUCAGUAUAUGAAAAGAGAUAUAAGAGUAUUGAUCUAGUAUCCGCGAAAGAUGGAAAUACCUGCCCAGGGUAUCCCUCAUGCUCAGCGGGUGCUGUCUUUGCUCAACCGACAGAGGGGUUUUGGCCAGUUCUGUGAUGCAAUGCUGAACACAGCGAGUGGGCAGGUGCAUCUGGCCCAUCGCAAUGUUCUCGCCUGCUUCAGCCAGCUGUUUCGGGAUCCCAGUUCAAACACACCAUGUGUACAGAUUACCCUCCCGUUAGCAUGCCCUGAUGAUGGACUUGAGCUGCUGCUUGAUUACUUUUACACUGGUGAUCUCCACUUGGAUGAUAGUAAUUUAGAAAAGGUUAAAAAUGCAGCUAGUGGGCUAUCAGUGCCGGAUUCCUUGAUACAUUGCCAGGGUUUGCCAAGUGUGGAGGCUUUACAGUCUCCUGACUUGAAUGAAGAUUCAAAAGACAUACCACUUUUCCCCCUGACAUCUGCAGAUUCUCUGCCUGACCAGACAGCAAAAGGAAAGGCUGGAUCUAGGCAGGGAAUGAAAAAUAAAUCAGAUGCAGCAAUCACAGCUAGUGAUAAUGACCACCUUGCCUCAACAUCUACGACCACCACACGAUCUGGAAGGAGAGUGAAAGGGCCCAGCAGAUUAGUUGGCGAGAGCCACUUGUCUACUGUCACAAGACAAGGAGCUGGAAGGAGAAAAGCAUCAUCUCUGGAGUACAAAGAGGAGGAGACUGCUGCCACUGAGGAAGGACAUCUGGUCAUUCAUCAAGACUUAAGUGAGACUGAGCAGGUGGAUGGAUCUGUUGAGAAUCAAAAUGUUGAUGUUGAUGAUGACAAUGAUGGAGGUGAUAGUAUGGAAAUUCUUAUCGAGGGCACUGAUGAAGAGUACAUGCCUCAUGAUUCACCUUGCUCGACCUCAAAGGGUCCGCGGGGAAAGCGCAAACAGCAAGAAAAAAACACAUAUAAAGAGAAUGGGGAAGGAACAUCAAAAGACACCAAGAAAGGCUCAGUCCAAUGCCCUACAUGCCACAAAACAUUCCUCAGCAAGUACUACCUUAAAGUACACAACAGGAGACAUACAGGAGAGAAGCCCUUUGAAUGUGCAAAAUGCAGGAAGUGCUACUUCAGGAAGGAAAACCUACUAGAGCAUGAAGCCAGGAACUGCCUUAGAAGAACAGAGAUAUAUUCCUGCUCCAAAUGUCGCAUGACCUUUAAGAAGCGACAUGAGCUGCGUCUCCAUACAGUCACACACACAGGAGAGAUGCCCAAUAAGUGCACGUCAUGUCCAGAACAGUUCAUACAGAAGAAGGACCUCAGGAUCCACAUGAUUAAAGUUCACGGAGCUCCUAAACCCCAUGCAUGCUCAUUGUGUACCAAGUGUUUCUUGUCCCGCACUGAGUUGCGUCUGCAUGAGGCAGCCAAACAUCGUGGUGAGAAGCUGUUUGUGUGUGAGGAGUGUGGUCACCGGGCCUCCAGCCGCAACGGCCUACAAAUGCACAUCAAAGCCAUUCACAGAAAUGAGCGUCCAUUUGUGUGUGAGUUCUGCAACCAUGCUUUUACUCAGAAAGCCAAUCUCAACAUGCACCUUAGAACACACACUGGAGAGAAGCCUUUCCAGUGCCACCUCUGUGGCAAGACAUUUCGCACACAAGCCAGUCUGGACAAGCACCACCGUACACAUACAGGAGAGCGACCAUAUGCUUGUGAGUUCUGUGAGCAGCGUUUUACCGAGAAAGGUCCUCUCUUACGCCACAUAGCCAGCAAACAUCAAGAAGGCCGCCCACAUUUUUGCCACAUCUGCAACAAAACCUUUAAAGCCAUCGAGCAGCUCCGAGUUCAUGUACGGCGUCACAAAGGCAUGAGAAAAUUUGAGUGUACUGAGUGUGGUUACAAGUUCACCAGACAGGCACACUUGCGACGGCAUUUCCAGAUCCACAAACGCGUAGAGAACUACAACCCCAGGCAGAGACGACUGCGCAACCUGGUUGUGGAGGAUGAAAAUUCAGCUCCCAUACCUAGUUCUUCCAGUCAGACAGAGGCUCAGGCAGGGGCAGGGGACAUGGUUAACUUGGUGAUCCAACCAGAUGCGGCUGUAGUGGAGCAGGUGGUGACAGCCCCUGCCGGAGGAGCAGGAGGAGAUCAGACCACAUAUUCAAUGACUGAUGGGCCUUUGAAUGGUGAGCAGACAGGGUUUGAUGUGACUGAGAGGACUGGUGGUGAAAUUGAGCAGGCUGGGUUUACUGUAGCAGAUGUGAUAGACCAGCCACUGCUGUACCCAAUCCAUCAAUCCAGUGUGGUUGUGGAGCUGCCCAGCUCUGGAGUUGAUGAUAAAGUUUAAGUAGAAGAGACUUAUUGGCUCCAGAGCAAACGCUACAUCACCACAAAGAUGUUUACGGAGGGUCCAUGUCGGAGUGUGAAGUUUGAAAGUCAAUGAGACAAGUCAGUCAAUGUAAAUAAAUACCUUUCUUUUCACGUGCAUAAAAAGGAGUAAGAAAUGGUUUUGCUAUUAAUUUAUUGUGUUUGGAAUUGCGAAAUAAAAAAGAACACUGAGGACUCGUUACAUCAAAUAUGACAUGAGACAAGAUCAUCUUGAAUUUUCCAAAACAUUGUUUUUGGGUGAUUAUCUAUUGGAAUCUAAGUAGUUUAAACUAAUAUAUAUAUAUAUAUAUAUAUAUAUAUAUAUAUAACAUCUCCUAACAAGGACACAUGUCAAGGUCUGGGUAGAUUAGAUGGUAAGAGAAUUCAGUAGUCAAUCAGGUAGAAAUCAGUUCUCGUAGUCAACGUGUUAAAUGCAGGAGAAAUGGGCAGAAGAAAAGACCUGAGACCUUUGACAAGGGCCAAAUUGUUAUGGACAGAUGACUGGGACCAAGCAUCUCUGAAACAGCAAUGCUUGUGGGGUGCUCCCGGUCAGCAGUGGUGAGUACCUACCUAAGUGGUCAGUGGAGGGACAAACCAUAAACUGGCGUUGGUCGCCAAAUGUUCAUCGAUGCGCAAGGGCUUUGAAGGCAUCCUGUCUGGUCCAAACUGACAGAAGGUCUACUGUCGCACAAGUCAUAGAAAAUUCUUAUUAUGGUUCCAUGAGGAAUGUGUCACAACACUUACGCCUGCAGUGUAUGGGGCUGCAUAGCUGCUGACAGGUCAGAGUGCACAUGAUGACCCGUGUCCGUUGUCGAAUGUUCCUACAAUGGGCACGUGAGCAUCUGAACUGGUCCUUGGAGCAGUGGAAGAAGGUUGCCCGUUCUGAUGAGUCCUGUUUUCUUUUACAUCAUGUGGACAGUUACUAGAGAACAACAAGACAGUUACUAGACAGUUGCUAGAACAAGUCCAAUCCACGGCGGCUCCAACUCGCAACUUACAGGACUUAAAAGGAUCUGUUGCUAAUGUCUUGGUGCCAGAUACCACAGGACACUUUCAGGGGUCUUUUACAGUAAUUAGCUUUACCAUAAUUAACAUCUGUUACUGUAAUUCUACAAGAAAUCUCCCUGUGAUUCCAUGAAAUCUUUUACUUUUAACAUAUAUUAAUUGUUAGAAUAGUCAGAAUAAUUAUCUUUAAAAGAAUGAUAAAGAGAAGCUUAAGUACAGAUAAUUACUAUUGUUAUUAUGAAAAGCUUCUGUAAAUCUAAGACCAUUUAUAUAGAAAACACACACAAAAAACCAUGUCAUUUUAAAUUAACUGUCAGAGGUGUUGCAAAAAAAAAUCUCUAAAAUGUGUUUUUAUUUUGUUUUAUUCAAAUAUAUUA
Molecule: messenger RNA, 3829 nt
Organism: Xyrauchen texanus (razorback sucker)
Lineage: Eukaryota; Metazoa; Chordata; Actinopteri; Cypriniformes; Catostomidae
Product: telomere zinc finger-associated protein-like
Exons: 11
Coding region: 142-2427 (761 amino acids)
Biological process (GO): regulation of transcription by RNA polymerase II
Cellular component (GO): nucleus
Molecular function (GO): protein binding; RNA polymerase II transcription regulatory region sequence-specific DNA binding; DNA-binding transcription factor activity, RNA polymerase II-specific
Source: RefSeq, a predicted model, not a curated record